Puntigrus tetrazona (Sumatra barb) is the source of this 1211-nucleotide messenger RNA. It is a transcript of the gene acot7, whose product is annotated as acyl-CoA thioesterase 7. Gene Ontology annotation, cellular component: nucleoplasm; extracellular exosome; cytosol. NCBI's taxonomy places the organism in Eukaryota, Metazoa, Chordata, Actinopteri, Cypriniformes, Cyprinidae. Gene Ontology annotation, biological process: acyl-CoA metabolic process; palmitic acid biosynthetic process. Gene Ontology annotation, molecular function: long-chain fatty acyl-CoA binding. The record is from RefSeq and is a predicted model, not a curated record.
AUCGAUGACCGACUCGCGCCUUUUUCUUCAAUGCUCGAAAGCAGAAUCGGAGUAUGAUUGUCACAACGUAUUUUACCACAAUACUGAAAGUAGUCUAGCCAAUCGAUUUACCCUUCAAACCUGCAGCUCCGCCUGACUCAGUCCGUUUCAUUACGACACGCGGAUACGGGGUUAAAGACGAGCCUCGACGCAAGAUCGCGAUGUCUUUUUCUAAUGCACAAGCGACACCAUCCAUCCAGAUAUGCAGGAUAAUGCGUCCUGAUGAUGCCAACAUUGUUGGCAAUGUUCAUGGUGGGACUAUCCUAAAGAUGAUUGAGGAAGCGGGAUGCAUCAUUGGCACACGCCAUUGCAAUACUCAGACUGGGGACCGCUGUGUAGCUGCUCUGGCUCGGGUGGAGCGCACAGACUUCCUGCACCCAGUGUUCAUCGGUGAAGUAGCCCACGUCAGUGCUGAGAUUACCUACACCUCCAAACACUCGGUGGAGGUGCAGGUUAAUGUUCUCUCAGAGAACAUAGUCACAGGUGCCAAAAAAUUGACCAACAAGGCAACACUAUGGUAUGUCCCACUGUCCCUUCACAAUGUGGCCAAAAUCAUUGAAGUUCCUCCUAUUGAGUAUUCUAGCCCAGAACAAGAGGAAGCAGGUAAAAAGAGAUAUGAAGCCCAGAAAUUCGAGCGAAUAGAGACUAAAGAGAGGAAUGGCGAGAUCAUAGUUUCUGUCUCUCUUCCAGAUAGACAAACAAAAGAGCCCUACACUGUUGCAUUUAGCCAAUCGAGUCUGAUCCACCUCAUAGGCCCAUCUGACUGCACUCUACAUGGCUUUGUACAUGGAGGAGUGACCAUGAAGCUGAUGGAUGAGGUGGCAGGGAUUGUUGCUGCUCGGCACUGCAAGACCAACAUUGUAACCGCAUCAGUGGAUGCCAUUAACUUCCAUCGCAAAAUCAAGAAAGGCUGUGUCAUUACUGUUUCCGGCCGAAUGACUUUCACAAGUAAUAAGUCAAUGGAGAUUGAGGUUUUCGUUGACGCUGACCCACUGGUGGAGGCUGAGAAGGGGAAAUAUAGGGCUGUUACAGCCUUCUUCACCUACAUCCUGGACAAAGAAAAUAAGCCCCUACCAGUGCCACCGCUGAAAUUGGAAGGUGAAGAGGAGCAGAAGCGGUUUGAAGAAGGGAAAGCACGCUACCUGCAGAACAAGGCAAAGAGACUCGCUUGA